AUGUUAAUAACAUUGUGUCUGCAUUGUAGUCUUAAAGACACAAAAGCGCAUGGUUUUUUUACUCAAAUUAUAUUAAUCGAUCCCGCACACGAUGUGCUGUUAAAUAUAUCGUGUCUUUUGAACAACCGAUUUUUUAACAAACAUUGUAAUACCUUCAAUAAUAGUGAUACCAAUCUUGAUACAUCUCCAUUUUCCACUCGCUUUUGCGAUGCUUUUAAUUUUUCUUAUUCAUUGGAUAUAUUCACUGUAUAUUUUCUUGUUUGGCAAGUUAUGUUUCUUAUCACUGCAUGGGAAUUACAAAUACUUCCAUUGAUCUCAUUGACAUUUUUUCGAGGAUGCCAGUGUAUGAUUCCAGCAUUUAUUAUGUAUUUUGUUUAUGAUUUUUUCUUUCGGCUUUUACCAAUGGAGGUGAACUUCCUUUUAAUAUGGAUAUUCGCUCUUGCAGAUAUAAUCUAUUGUUUGCAUCCACGGUAUCACAUUGAAAGCUCAAGAAUACUAGAUGAACUUUCUACUGAUGGUACACCAUCUCUAGUUGGCUUCUACUAUACUUUGAACUUUGAUGAUGAUGAAUUAGUUGAUCGAAAAAACAAUCGUUCAAGUCUUGGCAUUGGUGAUUUUCUAAUUUUCAAUCUCAUGUUGUUAUUAAUAGUACCUUCUGGAUCGUCAAUGAUAACCAAAGUAUGCAUAGCUAUCGGUCAUAUUAUUGCUAUUCAAAUUGGCCAAAUAGCAACGUCUUGGUUUGGAUGUUAUUUUAACCAAUAUUUACUGCCUGCACUUCCUUUACCUGUCGCUUGUUUUUCAUUGUAUGCUAUUCUACUCAAUGCUUUUGUACAAUAUUAA
Molecule: messenger RNA, 840 nt
Organism: Rotaria socialis
Lineage: Eukaryota; Metazoa; Rotifera; Eurotatoria; Philodinida; Philodinidae
Source: the annotation of a GenBank genome assembly